Molecule: messenger RNA, 2325 nt
Organism: Tinamus guttatus (white-throated tinamou)
Lineage: Eukaryota; Metazoa; Chordata; Aves; Tinamiformes; Tinamidae
Source: RefSeq, a predicted model, not a curated record
AUGGAGCUGAGAAAGAGCGAGGAACCACUCUCUAGGCAAAUGGUGCCUCUGAUCCUGCUACUCUGUGUGUCCAUCGGGGUGAGCACAGAAACCGUCCGGUACUCUGUGCCUGAAGAGGCGGAGAGAGGCUUCUUUGUGGCGAAUAUGCUGACGGAUUUGGGACUCACGGGCGAGGAAUUAUCGGCUCGGCAGGCUCGGCUCAUACCUGAAGGAGAUGAGCGAUAUUUACAGCUGAACCAGCACACUGGGGAUUUGUUGGUGCAGGAAAAGAUCGAUCGAGAGACGCUGUGCGGGCAGAGUGAGCCUUGCUUGGUGCGAUUCGAGGUGCUGCUAGAGAGCCCACUGCAGUCCUUCCGAGCCGAGGUAAGCGUCACCGAUAUAAACGAUCAUGCUCCUGUGUUCUUAAAUAAGGAAAUGAUUUUAAAGAUCCCGGAAACUGCGAUGCCGGGAGCUCGUUUUUUGCUGGAAAGUGCUCAGGAUCUAGAUGUGAGCAACAACAGUCUCCAGCAUUACAACAUCAGCCCGAACGACUAUUUCCAUAUCUCCACACGGAGGCGGAGUGAUGGCAGGCGCUAUGCCGAGCUGGUACUGGACCAAGCCUUGGACAGGGAGGAGCGGGCAGAAGUAAUUUUCAGCAUCACGGCUGUGGACGGUGGGUCUCCGCCGCGUUCUGGUACCGCCUUGAUUCGCGUGCAAGUUCUGGAUGUAAACGACAACAUCCCGGUGUUCACCAGGAGUCUGUAUAAAGUUCGCAUGCCUGAAAAUAGCGCUGAGGAGACGUUAGUGAUGGCGGUGUCUGCUAGCGAUUUAGACACAGGAAUGAAUGGGGAAAUAGAGUAUUCCAUUGUUCAAAAUUCGGAGGAGAAUCAUCAGACUUUCAAAAUAAACCCCAAAACAGGGGAGAUUCGACUCAAAAAGACAGUAGAUUAUGAAGAAACAAAGACUUAUGAGAUAGACGUCCAGGCCACGGAUGGAGGGGGGCUGUCUGCACAUUGCAAGGUUCUGGUGGAGGUCCUCGACGUGAACGACAACGCCCCCGAGGUGGUGCUCACCUCCCUCUCCAGCCCCCUCUCGGAAUCAGCGCCACCGCAGACGGUGGUCGCCCUGUUCAGUGUGCGGGACCGGGACUCGGGGGAAAACGGCAGGACGAGCUGCGAGUUGCUGGGCGAACAACCUUUCAGCAUCGCGGCGCUUGGAGUAGACUCGUACGCGCUAGUGACGGCAGAUGCGCUGGACCGGGAGCGGGAGGCUCAGUACAACGUUACCGUGCGCGCCCGCGACGCCGGGAUUCCAGCGCUCUCCGCGGAGCAGCCGCUACUUGUGCGUCUCUCGGACGUGAAUGACAAUGCGCCCGCCUUCACCCAGGCCUCCUACACCCUGGUGCUGCCAGAAAACGAGCCCGCGGGGACCAGCCUAGGCCGAGUGAGCGCGACGGACGCCGACGAAGGGAAAAACGCCCACGUGACCUACGCGCUGGUGCCGCCCGCGCCCGGGGCGCCCUCCUUCGUGUCGGUGGACACGGAGAGCGGGACCAUUCGGAUGCUGCGCCCACUGGACUACGAGGAGGUGCGCACCUUCCAAGUGGCCGUGCGCGCCACCGACGGCGGAUCCCCGCCGCUCAGCGCCCAGGCCGUGGGCUACCUGGUGGCCAAGGUGGUGGCGGUGGACGCGGACUCGGGGCAGAACGCGUGGCUGUCCUACGAGCUGGCCAAGGCGACGGAACCGGGGCUGUUCCGCGUGGGGCUGCACAGCGGCGAGGUGCGCACGGUGCGGGCCGUGUCGGAGCGGGAUGCGGCGAGGCAGAGACUCGUGGUGCUUGUGCGGGACAGUGGGCAGCCGUCGCGCUCCUCCAGCGUCACCCUCAGCCUUGCUCUGGUGGAAGGCUUUUCUGAAGCUCACCUGCAGCUUUCCCACACUUCUGCGGGCAAACCAGAGGUGGAAGAGGAGGAGAAUGUACUAACCACCUACCUUAUCGCUUCCUUGUGCUCUGUGUCCUCUCUCUUCCUCUUAUCCAUCUUCGCCUUUUGGGGUACAAAGCUCUGCAAGGAUCGACUAUGGGGAGGGAAUUCAUCUCCCUCUGCCCCUUCUUUCACUGAUGGCGAUUUCUCCGGUAGUUUUUUGGACGUGGCCGGCAUGGGGACUCUGUCGCGGGCGUACCGCUAUGAAGUGUGCUUGACCACUGGCUCGGGGAACAGCGCAUUCAAGUUCCUGAGACCUGUCCUCCCCAGCCCUCCUCCUCCACAAAGCUGCGCUGAGGCUGAAGCAGGCAAGGACGAGGACUUUUUGCCCCACUCGCAACCGACUUCUGAAAGGGAAGUUAAUCAG